AUGUCUAUUAACAGAUUGACAUUAGAGGUAAGAGAGGAGGAUUUUGGAGAAAUAUUGGAAACAUUAAUUGAGAAAUAUGACAACAUAUACUCUCUCACCAUCCUUGGAGAUAUUUUCGAUGAAUUGGAAUAUUUUGAACGUUUCUUACCACAUUUAAAGAAAUCAAUUCAGAAGAAUGGAAUUGAGAGUGAAUUUCUCAUUUCCUACCUCGGUCGUUUGUCAAGAUUGGAAAUUCCAAUUUCAAAAAAGUGGGAACGGGCUCAAAUUUAUUUGGAAUACAUUUUAGAUUUUGCUCCCCCAGCCAUCACAAACUUUCCAAGUGAUUUCAUUUUGGAUUUGAGUAAUGAGUUGGAAAUACUUUCAACAUUCAUUGACAAAUAUCCUCAAGUACUUGUUAAUGAUUUUCCAUAUUUAGACUUGACCAAUUUCACACGAAAAGGAAAUGCCAAAAACUUUUUCCAAGUAGCCAGAUCCAGAGGAAUAGAUUGUUCCAUUCAAAUUUAUAAUUUGGCAUCACGUUUAAUAUCAGAAGCUAGAUAUGCCUGCGUCCAUAACCAAAAGAUUUCUGAAUUGAUUUGUUUUGUGAUUAGUGAGAAAUUUUUUGUCGAUAUUUAUCACUUUGAAGAAGAUUCAAAAUUCUUCAUAAAUUUUGUGAAAUACUUGAUGCAAGUUCACUAUGAAUCGAUUGAGAAGGAAAUUGAAUUUCUAUUUCCCACCAUUGUGGAUCUUGGAAAGAUAUAUGGACAAGACACCAACUAUGAAAAGAGAAUUUGGAAUUCCAUUGGAGAACUCAUUUCCAGAUUGCUUUUAGUUGAGGAAUUGCCUCAAAUUAACAAGAUCAUGGACAGGAAAUUUACACCCACCGUGUGGAAUGUUGAUUUGUUAAUCUAUUUAUUGGAAGAGGAUGCACUCCAUCCUCAAGUUAUCUCCAAUAUAUAUGAAUUGAUUCGAUAUAGUGAGACAGAAUCAUUGGAUCAGUAUGUCCAUCGAUUAUUAUCAGAGGAGAAGAAUUCUUCAGUAGUACAAGAGCCGAUAAUUGACAAUAUCUCAUUUGCUAAUUUUACAAAAAGUGAUCCAAAAUUUUAUAUUUGUCUUUACAAUGCUUGCCAAUUAAGAUUCAACCACAAUGUUUAA
Molecule: messenger RNA, 1134 nt
Organism: Naegleria gruberi
Lineage: Eukaryota; Heterolobosea; Eutetramitea; Acrasida; Naegleriidae
Exons: 1
Coding region: 1-1134 (377 amino acids)
Source: RefSeq, a predicted model, not a curated record